AUGUCUGACAGCAUACAAACAAAAAGGAGAAGAACAGAUCCACAAACUAUUCUCUGUGACAUGUGUGCAGAGGACAGGAAACCAGCAAAGAAGACGUGCAUGAAGUGUGAGAUCUCCAUGUGUGUCCAGCACCUCCAGGCCCACCUGACCACACCUGUGUUACUGCAGACUCAUCCUCUGACUGAACCCAUGGAUUUAUGUGGGAACACCAAAUGUUCUCAGCACGGCAAGCUCCUGGAGUACUACUGCUUGGACGACAUGACCUGUGUGUGUGUUUCCUGCGCCAUUGAGGACCAGCACCGCCUACACAAUAUGAAGACCUUCUCCACAGCCCACAAAGAGCUCCUGGAGAAGCUGAAAGCUGAGCAGCUGAUCUUACAGGAGAAAACAGACGAUGAGAAUGUGAGUCUGGAAAAGUGGGAGAAGAGUGAAAGAGAGAAGCUGGGUCGCUGCAGUGUGCGUCUGAUUGAGGCUGUGACUAACCUGCGUGACAUCUCUCUGACCAGCGUCCAGAGCUCAGUUUCUGCUCGUAUGGUGUCCCUGAAAACCAGCAAGAGCAGCAUGGAAGCAGCACAGAAGGAGAAGGACACCUUCAGAUUCCUGCAGAUGUAUUCUCAGGUGCAUCAGGAUGUGGAGAAGGCCAAAGCUGUGGAUCUGAGAAAAGGGCUGGAGCCGGGCAGCCAUCGGGACAAACUGGCUGAGGAGAUAAGACAGAAUGGGGAGAAGAUGAUGAAGCAAGCAUCUCAGUUCUGGGGAUCAUUGCUGACUCUGGUUGAUCCUGAACACCACCAGGAGCUUGUUCCCACUGGUUCAGACCUGAUCUUUGAGCCACAGUCUCUGGGUCCUGGCAUGUCGCUGUCCAAAGACAACAGGAAGGUUUUCCACAAUAGCUGGCUGGGACAGUGCUGUGCAACUGUUCUAAUCUGUAGUACCAAGACAGCCAGCAGCUAUCAGAGGUGGGUGGUCAGUCUGCCUGAAGAGUGUGAUUGGAUGAUUGGUUUAUGUGAUAAAAAGUUUGCAAAGAAUCUGAAGGAUGAACCUUUCUAUGGACUGUGCUGGGAAGAUAAGCAGCUCAGCUUUCACCCAAUGGAGAAUGAUGAUGAUUCUGAUGCAUUGUUUAAAGAAGGAGAAAGUAACAUGGCCAACACAGCAAAGCAACACAUGGUGUCUUCUGAGUUAAUUACAAAUGAGGAGGAGAAUGGCGAUGAGGCCAUGCCACCACUUGAAAAGGUGGAGGUGUUGUGGAACUUUGAUGCCUCCUCACUCUCCUUCUACUGCAGAACCGGACAGCACCAGAGGGAAGAAAUAAUAACUAUUGAGAUGAGCCUCAACAACAAGGAACUGACUCCAUUUGUACGACUGGGAAAGGAAAAUGUCCAAAACACGACCCAGAGGCAGGAAUGGAAGUGCACAUGUGGGAAAGUUUACUACAGGGAUGGUAAUGGAUACAGAAAUAAUAUGUCCCGCUUUUCCUCCCAGGCUAAUUGUUCUUGUGGAAAAAUGAUUGGUGGUCCAUGUGUGACAGAAAUGGUUUGUAAACUCUGUUAAUUCCAACUCUGCUGAUCAUUUAGUCAU
Pelmatolapia mariae (spotted tilapia) is the source of this 1575-nucleotide messenger RNA. RefSeq names its product tripartite motif-containing protein 16-like. The coding region runs from base 1 to 1548 and encodes 515 amino acids. Gene Ontology annotation, molecular function: zinc ion binding. NCBI's taxonomy places the organism in Eukaryota, Metazoa, Chordata, Actinopteri, Cichliformes, Cichlidae. The record is from RefSeq and is a predicted model, not a curated record. The transcript has a single exon.